AUGGUACUUGAAUUAGUUGUGAAUUUAGAAAAUCACAAGAGGAGGAUCUGGAGCAUAUGUUGGAGCCCCGAUGGGAAUUAUUUAGCUUCUGUAGGUGCUGAUAAAUAUAUUAUGAUAUGGGUAAAAAAAAAUAAUGAGAAGAUAAGAAAAACCAAUAACAGUAAUAAGAUAAUGAAAAAAGCCUUAAAUAUAUUCGGCGAAAAAACUCAGAUUAAAAGUAAUAUCGAAUUUGAUAUUUAUGAUAUUAUAGAAACACAACAUGAAAAAUCUUUAAGACAUAUUGAAUUUUCUAAAGAUGGAAGUUUUUUUGUUGUUGCUUCAUUUGAUUCCAAGUGUUCAAUAUAUAAAAAAAAUAAUAAUGACAAAUGGGUCUAUUAUAAAAUGUUAGAAGGUCAUGAAAAAGAAGUAAAAUGCGCCUCCAUUCACCCUUCAAAUAAGUAUAUUGUAACGUGUGGUAGAGAUAAAAGUAUAUGGGUUCACGCAAAGGGGGACGCUGGAAAAACAGAUAUGAAGAGUAAGAACCAUACAAAUGAUAAGAAUGGUGAUAGUGUCAAAAAGGAUGAUAGUGUCAAAAAUGAUGAUAGUGUCAAAAAGGAUGAUAGUGUCAAAAAGGAUGAUAGUGUCAAAAAUGAUGAUAGUGUGAAAAAUUAUGAUAGUUUCAAAAAUGAUGAUAAUUAUAAGAACGAUGAUAAUUAUAAGAACGAUGAUAAUGUUAUAAAUGACGAUAGUGUCAAAAAUGAUAAAAAUAACACAAGUGAUUAUAUUCUUCAAGAUGAUCAAGCUUUAUCAAAUCAUGACAUAAAUAAUAAUAAUAAUCUACAAAAUAGUAAUAAUUUGGAUUUUCACUUUGAUGCUUAUCUUACAGCACACACAGAAGACAUAAAAUUUGUUUCCUGGUGUCCUCUAAGUGAAAAUACAUUCAUAUCUUUAUCUUAUGAUAAUUCUUUAAAAUUAUGGGCCAAAAUAAUGAAUGAGUGGAAUUGUAUACAAACAUUAAAUGAACAUACUUCAGUAGUAUGGUGUGUGACCUUCAAUUUUGACGGAUCUCAAUUUGCUACUUGCUCAGAUGAUAAAACCAUUAGGAUUUGGAAAAGUGAAAAAAAGUUAAGCUAUAAUUUACAUAAGUAUCCGUUUCUUUAUGAAAGAACAAUAAAGGAUCUUAAAGACACAUCAUAUAGUAAAGAGACAAGCAAAAAUAUGGAUGAAGAAAAGGUUACUGAUAAUAACAAUACAUGUGAAAAUAAAAAUGUAGUACAAAAUGAUGAUAGUAUAAACAAUAACAAUAAUAAUAAUAAUAAUAAUAAUAAUAAUAGUGUCAAUAAUAAUAACAACCAUAUCGUUGGAGGUCUUCAUCAGACUCAAGCAUGUGAAGGUAAAGAACUUGCAGAAGGAACCAAUGAAAUGACAGAAGUAAAAUCAAGAAGCAAAGAAAAUAUAAACAAUACAGACAUAAAUAAAAGUAAUAGCCAAGAAGUUGUAAAAUCUAAAGGAAAAAGUGAAAAUAAAAUAUUUAAAAAAACAACCAACUUUUUUAGUAAAUUGAAAGAAAUUAAAAGUAAGAAAGACAACGAACAAAAAAAUAUUCUAUCAAAUAUUACAAUAGUAAAUUAUUCAGAACAAAAAGAUGAUUUAGGUACAUUAUCCAAAGUAUAUAUUCAACAUAAUUUUGUGCCUUUAUAUUUUAAUAAUGGACUUUUUAAAUAUGUAUAUAAUUUCUCACAAGUAGAAGAUAACACAAAUAUUCAUAAUGAUUUGAAGAAAAAAGAUCAACAUAAUAAAAGAAAUAAUAUAAAAGAUCAUGUUACUAAAAAUUUGGACAAUAAUAUAACAAAUAAUGUACAAAGUGAUCAAAUACAUAAUAAUGAUAUUUUAGAUAAAAAUAGUAACCAUACUAAUAUAGAAAUUGAAUAUAAACCAAAAAAGGAAUAUGUUGAAGAGUUCCAAGAAACAUCUUUACAUACUUCAGAAGAUACUAAUUCAACAAUUAAACAAAAUAUACUUAAAAAAGAUCAAAAUGUUUAUGAUACAAAUUUUGAUGAUUGGAAAGUGAACAAUGUUAUACAAGGAUAUCAUAAAAGAAGCGUUAGUUAUAUUGAUUGGAAUUCAUAUGAAGAUUUAAUAGCAGCCUCAUCAUUUGAUAAUUCAUUAAAAAUAUUCAAAAAAAUAAAUGAAGAAUGGGAACUCAUAUCAAAUGUAGACAAUGCACAUAUGAGUGAUGUUAACUGUGUUGUCUGGUGCCCUCAAAAAUAUCAAGAUUACUUUUUACUAGCUACAGCUGGGGACGACUGUGUCAUAAAUAUAUGGAAAUACACAAAGGGAUGA
Messenger RNA from Plasmodium reichenowi, 2322 nucleotides. RefSeq names its product cytosolic iron-sulfur protein assembly protein 1, putative. The coding region runs from base 1 to 2322 and encodes 773 amino acids. Gene Ontology annotation, molecular function: protein binding. NCBI's taxonomy places the organism in Eukaryota, Apicomplexa, Aconoidasida, Haemosporida, Plasmodiidae. The record is from RefSeq and is a predicted model, not a curated record. The transcript has a single exon. Gene Ontology annotation, cellular component: cytosolic [4Fe-4S] assembly targeting complex. Gene Ontology annotation, biological process: iron-sulfur cluster assembly.